This is a messenger RNA of Strongylus vulgaris, 981 nucleotides long. The record is from the annotation of a GenBank genome assembly. NCBI's taxonomy places the organism in Eukaryota, Metazoa, Nematoda, Chromadorea, Rhabditida, Strongylidae.
AUGGCCAAUAAUGGGCUACGCACAAUCUGUGUCGCCUACAAAGACUACAUUCGAAAAGGUGUCCGCGAUGUGGAAAAUUAUGAGAUUCCAUUUGAAAAAGAUGAGGAUAUCGAUUGGAAUGACGAGGAUGAGAUAUCGAAGAACUUUGUGGGCAUUGCAAUUUGUGGAAUACAGGAUCCUGUUCGACCAGAGGUGCCAGCUGCUAUUGAGAAGUGUAAGAAAGCUGGAAUAACCGUUCGUAUGGUUACUGGUGAUAAUAUAAACACGGCUAGAGCUAUCGCAAUGUCUUGCAGAAUCUUAGAGCCUGGGGAGGAUUUCUUAGCCCUAGAAGGAAAGGAAUUUAAUGAAAAAAUUCGUGGACCCGACGGGAAAGUAUCACAAGCAAAACUGGACGAAAUUUGGCCACGUCUUCGCGUUCUGGCUAGAGCGCAGCCAUCGGACAAAUAUACCCUUGUUAAGGGUAUCAUUGAUAGCAAGGCUACACCGCAGAGAGAAAUCGUCGCUGUGACUGGUGAUGGUACUAAUGACGGUCCCGCAUUGAAAAAAGCCGAUGUUGGCUUUGCUAUGGGCAUAGCUGGUACGGAUGUCGCCAAAGAGGCUUCUGAUAUCAUCCUCACUGACGAUAACUUCACAUCAAUUGUUAGGGCGGUGAUGUGGGGACGAAACGUAUACGAUUCGAUCUCGAAAUUUUUACAAUUUCAACUAACAGUAAACGUUGUCGCCGUUCUUACCGCUUUCGUCGGUGCUGUUACAGUAUCGGACUCACCUCUCAAGGCCGUUCACAUGCUCUGGAUCAAUCUUAUCAUGGAUACGCUUGCUUCCCUAGCGUUAGCCACUGAAGUUCCUACCGAUGAUCUGCUGAAUAGAAAACCGUAUGGCAGAACUUUCGUGACCGAAUUUUCAACAUCGAAUCGGGUUUGUAUGCUCCACUCUUUGCCCCUCCUUCGCAACAUUUUACUAUCGUCUUCAACGCCUUUGUAA